UCAUUUUGAAGAGAGUGAAUCUACAGUCUGGAUUGACAGGUGAUCUGCAGGACGGCAUGUGGGUAGUCUUGGGCCACUCGGCGGUGACUUAACACUGUCAGCUUGUGGUGGAGGUGGGAGUUGAACCCGUGACCUCCAGGAUACCAGGCGGGAGUUGAACCCUUGCCCUCCAGGACACCGUGCCUGCACUCUGACCACUCAGCCACCACCGAAUAGCUGACUGAUAGAUGUCGGACGGGGAACCACCGGAGCCAGUGAGGGAGAAUGACCCGGAAGAAGAAACAGGGAAGAUGCAGAGGGAGGAAAGUGAAACCAGCGGCAACGGAGAAGCAGGGAAUGAAGCAGAUGAAGAUGAUGGGAAUGGGGAGGUGAAAAUGGAGGAAAAGGAAACUAAAGGCUGCGGGAAAACACAGAAGGAACCCGACGGAAACACCGGAGAGACAGAGAAUGAGAAAAGUGCCGACAACAACGACGACAACAAAAAACUCGCCAUCGUCCCCAAACCGCGCGAGAGAAAAAUCUUCCGGCCCAAACGCAGUGUGGUGAAGGGCGUCCCCAAGGAGCUGGAGGACGACCCCAGGCUGAGGGAGGCCAUGGGGGUGCUGCCGAACAACUACAACUUCGAGGUACCCAAAACGAUAUGGCGCUUACGUCAGUCUGGCUCGAAACACGUCGCGCUACAGUUCCCGGAAGGCUUGCUGAUCUUCGCUACGACGAUCGCCGACAUCCUGGAGGCCUUCACCGGGGCCGAGGUCACGAUCAUGGGUGACGUGACGUAUGGGGCGUGCUGUGUCGACGACUUCACCGCGAGAGCCGUCGGCGCGGACUUCAUGGUGCAUUACGGCCACUCCUGCCUCGUGCCGAUUGACCAAACCGGCUCCAUACCGUGCCUGUACGUAUUCGUGGACAUACAGUUUGAUACGGUCCACCUUGUCGAAGCCAUCAAGUCUGCGUUCAGCGUCUCGGAACCUCUCGCGCUCCUCUCCAUCAUCCAGUUCGUGGGGUCGCUGCAGAGAGUCGCCAAGGAGCUGCAGGGCCUAGGGUACAGUGUUGUGGUGCCGCAGUGCCGUCCGCUGUCGCCCGGGGAGGUCCUGGGGUGCACCUCUGCCCCUGUACCGACGGGCCACACCAUCGUCUGUCUCGGUGAUGGGCGGUUUCAUCUGGAGAGUGUGAUGAUCGCCAACCCCGAGCUGCCGGCGUACCUAUACAACCCGUACAGCAAGGUGUUGUCGCGUGAGUACUACGACCAGCCGCUGAUGAAGAAGAUUCGCGGGUCAGCCAUCGCCCAGGCCAGCAAGGCACAGCGCUGGGGCCUCAUUCUGGGCACCCUCGGACGCCAGGGAAACACUACUGUCAUGGGGAACCUACAGAGGCAACUCACAGCGGCCAAGAAGAGCUACAUCACUGUCCUCUUGUCCGAGAUCUUCCCGGCCAAACUCGCAGCCAUGAGCGACGUCGAGGCCUGGGUACAAGUCGCAUGUCCUCGCCUCUCCAUCGACUGGGGCGCGUCCUUCCCUCGGCCGCUCCUGAACCCUUACGAGGCUGCUGUCGCACUCAGCCACACACGCUGGGACACGCACGCCUACCCAAUGGAUUUCUACGCCCAUGAGAGCCUCGGAGACUGGACCCCAAACCACAAACCUCCGUGUCCGUGCGGCAAGACUCGCGCCACGGGAUGCAAGGGGGUAAGGUGCAGCCAGGGGAGGUAGUAGUGGGUGUGAUUAUGGUGGUGGUAGUAGUAGAGUUGUUUGGGAAGGUUAUUGUGGGCGUAGUAGUAGUAGUAUUAGGAGAGGAUAUAGAGGGUGAAUUAUCAUUAUUAUUAUUGUUGUAAUUAUUAGUGUCAGGUGUGUGUGUGUGUGUGUGUGUGUGUGUGUGUGUGUGUGUGUGUGUUUGUGUGUGUAACAAGCUGAGCCUCAUAUGUCCUUGGCUGGGAGUGGGACGGUGCAGCCUUUCCUUCCUGACCAGCACAGGUUGAUGGCUAGAGAGCCCUGUAAGCCCUCACGCCCUGGUGGUCUUGUUGGGCACAGAGGAGGAGAACGUAAUGUUGCAUUGAGAGCAUUCCCUGUCCAGGCAAAGGUGUGGGAAGGAGAGGGGACCAGGGUUUUUAAGUGGCAUUAACCCUUGGCCGGGCACUCCUAGAAACGGUGGGGCUAGCAAAAAAACUUUUAGGAUGUUAAGAUUGAGGAUUUUCUAAGACAUUUUUACUCCUGAACAUUUUUUGGCUUGACCGUUGAUUUACCGUUGAUGAGGUUUCAGGCUCCACUCCACUGUCAGGGCAGCGCUCCGCAGGGCCGUCAACAAUAAUGAUGUUAGUCUCAAUAAUGAUCCUCGAUAUGCACUUAUUCAAAACGUCAUAGUGAGUGAGUGAGUCUUAAUUGCUUUCAUGGAUAGCCUACUGAUGCCCUUUUGAUAAACAUGGCAUCAUUAUAGUCUCUUGGCCAGGUUUUGGAUCGUGCCAAUUACAACAAUAUCUUUCCUUUAUACAGUACCACAAAUAUCCAUUACUUCAUUUUCCACGAAUCUGAUAUUUUCUUUAUCUUAUCACAAUCUAAUGUCCAACGAUUAUUUCCAACUCACUGAACUUUAACACUCAAUUUAUCUUUGAGUCUCAAACACCAAUUAAUAGCCAUGAUCGGUUAUGUCACCAAUUCUCUCAGUUUCUGUCUGUAGCUCUACACAACACUGGUCAUUCACUGAGUGGUUGAUUUCAGGCUUCUUCUACCUCACACAAUUUAUACAUGUCUUCUCAGCCAUGGCGCACUCCUUUGUUUUAUGAUCCCUGGCACAUUUGAAACAUUUUUGGGCUUCUCCAUUGGUCUUGGCAGUACAUUUGGCCUCAAGAUGGCUGUAUCUUUGACAAUGGUAUCACAUGAUUGUAUGGUAUCUAUCUCUCACAGUAUACACUCCCCAUUCAGGAUUGGCCUUUAUUUUCCCACAGUUUUUGUGCUAACUUGCUGUACUUUUUCAAAUUUCUGAGCUGCUUCAUUCCUUAUAUUCUCAUCAUCAAAGCUCAUAACAAUGUUACCUCCAUUCAUGAAUCAGUAAUCUGAAUGUCCUGUAAUGCCUGGGAAACUUCAUUUCCAUCUCAGUAGCCUUUUUAUCUUGAUGAGAGGCCUUCACGACAAGGAGAUGCUUCUUCCUCCUCCGUUAUGCAGCUUUUGCUACAUCAGCCAGCUGGCGCCAGCCGACUCUGUCUUGUCAGCACAAGGCACAUACGCCACCUCGCCCAACUUCUCUUUCACACUGAGUGCCCGAGUUUCAUCUUCAUCUUUCACAACUAAUAUUUCUUUAGAUAAUUCUUGCUUGAAUUCAUCCAACUUUGCCACAAUGUUGGUUGCUAAAGAUGCCUUGUGUAAGCAUGCCGAACACACACUCUUUUGGGUAUAUUAUCCUGCUUGACCCCUGUCAGAUGAGCACACUUCACAUGACACCACUUAGGGCACAAACGGCAUGCAAUCCACUUAUCUCCUGAAUAGUCUUCACAGAUGCAACACACGUCUCUCAGUGUCCUGCUCCUGCUGCUCUCCAUUGUCGAGUCAACAGUUCAGGAGCGCACAAACAGAACGUCCAUCCACCCAAUUUGGUGGUACUCACCCAACAGCCCUAAACAUCGGCAUGCAGUACAACUAUCUAGCCGUGUCCUGUAAAGUUUUGGUAAACUUGCCUCCAUUGUGUUAGGUGUGGGCCGGGCGAGAUGAGGACCAAUUUUAUGGAAAUCCGCUCUCUUCCGACUCUUGGCCCACACUGGCGCACUCUCUCGCUCCCAGCACAGCUGCCAGGCGUCUGAAGAGCUGUGACUGGCUGGGGAGUGUGAUAAGGAUGCUUCUGUUGGCUGAGACAAGCAGACGCCAUGUACGUCGUCACCAGGUGGCAGAAAAUGCUUGUGAAAACACGUGUUUUUGGUAUCUCGACUGGGCUCUUGCAUGGCAAAGGGUUAACAUGGGCAGGACUAGUAAGGUUCUGGUGGUGAGAGAGCUGGGUGGACUCAAAGCAGUGGGUUUAUGUUGGAAAAGUUUAGACCCUACAGGGAUGUAGGCAGGAGCUGGUUCACCGAGAGUGGUGGACACACAAACCAAGGGACAGCUCUGCCCGGGGCCAACACUGAAGCUCCAGGUCCUGUAACGUGUCUCACUCAUUGAAUCUGCAUUAAAAGGCGUUGUCUUGGUA
This is a messenger RNA of Eriocheir sinensis (Chinese mitten crab), 4167 nucleotides long. It is a transcript of the gene Dph1, whose product is annotated as 2-(3-amino-3-carboxypropyl)histidine synthase subunit 1-like. The transcript has 4 exons. Gene Ontology annotation, biological process: protein histidyl modification to diphthamide. Bases 228 to 1709 code for a protein of 493 amino acids. The record is from RefSeq and is a predicted model, not a curated record. Gene Ontology annotation, molecular function: 2-(3-amino-3-carboxypropyl)histidine synthase activity. NCBI's taxonomy places the organism in Eukaryota, Metazoa, Arthropoda, Malacostraca, Decapoda, Varunidae.